This is a messenger RNA of Acipenser ruthenus (sterlet), 2028 nucleotides long. RefSeq names its product gamma-enolase. Bases 157 to 1461 code for a protein of 434 amino acids. Gene Ontology annotation, cellular component: phosphopyruvate hydratase complex. NCBI's taxonomy places the organism in Eukaryota, Metazoa, Chordata, Actinopteri, Acipenseriformes, Acipenseridae. Gene Ontology annotation, molecular function: magnesium ion binding; phosphopyruvate hydratase activity. The transcript has 12 exons. Gene Ontology annotation, biological process: glycolytic process. The record is from RefSeq and is a predicted model, not a curated record.
UCUCUCUCUCUCUCACACGCUCUCUCUCCCUCUCACUCUCUCUUGCUCUCUCCACCCUCUCUCCCUCCCUCUUUAUUAGCUCAAGGAGAAACACUGAGACGCACACACACACACACACAGACACAGGCAGAGAGACAGACUCUUCAGGACGGCAGGAUGUCGAUUUUAAACAUUCAUGCUCGCGAGAUUCUCGACUCCCGUGGAAACCCCACAGUGGAAGUCGACCUCUACACUGAGAAAGGAAUGUUCCGUGCUGCCGUACCAAGUGGAGCAUCGACUGGGAUCUAUGAAGCCUUGGAGCUGCGAGACAAUGACAUGUCCAGAUACCUGGGCAAGGGUGUGCUUCAAGCAGUGGAUCACAUCAACAAUACAAUCCGCCCCGCACUCAUUGAAUCGGAGGUGUCUGUGGAGAAGCAGGAGAAACUGGACUCCAUGAUGCUGGAGAUGGACGGCACUGAGAAUAAAUCCCAAUUUGGUGCGAAUGCGAUCCUGGGGGUGUCUCUGGCAGUGUGCAAGGCUGGUGCAGCAGAGAAAGGGGUCCCCCUGUACCGUCACAUUGCAGACCUGGCUGGAAACACAGAACUCGUCCUUCCAGUUCCGGCGUUCAACGUGAUCAAUGGCGGCUCUCAUGCGGGGAACAAGCUGGCCAUGCAGGAGUUCAUGGUGCUGCCGGUGGGGGCGGAGUCUUUCCGUGAUGCGCUGCGCGUUGGGGCGGAGCUCUACCACACGCUGAAGGGUGUCAUCAAGGAGAAGUACGGCAAGGACGCGACGAGCGUGGGGGACGAGGGGGGCUUCGCUCCGAAUAUCCUGGAGAACAGCGAGGCCCUGGAGCUGCUGAAGGUUGCGAUAGAAAAGGCUGGUUUCACUGAUAAAGUUGUGAUCGGGAUGGAUGUGGCAGCAUCUGAGUUCUACCGCGAUGGGAGCUACGACCUGGACUUCAAAUCACCUGAUGACCCGAGUCGCUACAUCAGCUCCGACGAGCUUGCGGACCUGUACCAGGGCUUCAUCAGGGACUACCCAGUGGUCACUAUUGAGGACCCCUUCGAUCAGGAUGACUGGGAGGCCUGGUCCAAGUUCACUGGGAACGUUGGGAUCCAGGUGGUGGGGGAUGACCUGACUGUGACCAACCCCAAGCGCAUCGAGCGAGCCGUGGAGGAGAAGGCCUGUAACUGCCUGCUGCUGAAAGUCAACCAGAUAGGAUCAGUGACCGAGGCCAUACAGGCGUGUAAGCUGGCUCAGGAGAACGGCUGGGGGGUGAUGGUCAGUCACCGCUCUGGAGAGACGGAGGACACCUUCAUCGCUGACCUGGUGGUGGGGCUCUGCACUGGACAGAUAAAGACUGGCGCUCCCUGCAGAUCGGAGCGUUUAGCCAAGUACAACCAACUGAUGAGAAUUGAGGAGGAGUUGGGGGAUCAGGCUCGCUUUGCGGGGCACAACUUCCGCAACCCCAGCGCCCUGUGAGGAGCAUGGUAACGAGCAGGAGCAGGGGGAACGACAAGAGAGGCGCAGGACGAGAAAUACUUAGAAAACCAUGAGACAAGAAUUUACAUAAGCUAUUACACAUGAGUAAAGAUGCAUGCACUAACAUAGUCUUACAUUCUCCACCCUGUCUCUUUCCAUUGAUCUAUCUAUCUCUCUCCUCUUUACUCCCUCAUCUCACUUCCCACUGUCUUUCUCUGUCUUUUUUCCCACCUCUCCCUCUCUCACUUCUCCCUUCUUUCCUCUCUCCCUCUCCCUCUUCUCCCUCCCUCAUUCUUCCCCCUAUCUCUCUUGUCCCUCUCCCUCACUAGCACAGAACUCCACAGAAUGGAUUAUUUGCGCCGCUGAGCUGAUCUGUUAAGCUGUUUGUCAGUCGACAGCGUGCUUGAAAUAUUAAUAUAUUGAAAUGUGUAAAUCUUUAACCCUUGAGAAGUUGCUGCUCUCUAAAUGCUGGCUAGCUUCACCUCACCUGCUCAGUAUUAUGUGUUUAUUAACUUAAACGUAGAAAUUAUCACUGAACAUUAAAAAUAUCAUGGUUUCUGCAACCAA